Messenger RNA from Calypte anna (Anna's hummingbird), 1253 nucleotides. It is a transcript of the gene SPP1, whose product is annotated as secreted phosphoprotein 1. Gene Ontology annotation, biological process: cell adhesion; positive regulation of bone resorption; ossification. The transcript has 7 exons. Gene Ontology annotation, molecular function: extracellular matrix binding. Lineage: Eukaryota; Metazoa; Chordata; Aves; Apodiformes; Trochilidae. The record is from RefSeq and is a predicted model, not a curated record. Bases 127 to 1011 code for a protein of 294 amino acids.
CAGAGGACUAGGGGAGAAACCCAUUGCUGCUGAGAGCCAACUGGCUGGAGCUGCUGCUUCUGGGAUCACUCAGAGUACUCUUGUCUCAGCUGACUCCUACAGCACCAGAAAAGGUAACACAUCACAAUGAAGGUGGAAGUUCUCUAUUUAUGCCUUAUCAGCAUCGCUGCUGCACGGCCAGUGAAUAAAUCCAAGCAACAUGCUGUUUCUGCCAGCUCUGAAGAAAAAUACGACCCCAGGGGCCAUCACUCUCACAGAUACCAGCACCACAUGAAUUCUCAGUCUUGGGAGACUCUGGAAUCACCUCAGCAGACUCUUUACUCUUCAGAAGAAAGCACAGACAUCCUGGGACAGCCGCACUUUCCUGAUGUGUCAAGCAAAAGCCAUGAAGAUGUGAAGGAUGACGAUGGUGGCAACAAUGAUUCCAAUGACACAGACGAGUCUGAUGAGGCUGUCACAAGUCUUCCCACAGACAUUGCAGUAACUGUGCCCUUCCCUCCAUUCCCUUUCACCCGGGGAGACAACGCCGGCAGAGGAGACAGCGUGGCCUACAGAGUGAGAGCAAAAGCCACAGCACUGCAGUCUAGCAAACUCCACAAAGCUGCAAAAAAGCUCAUUGUGUAUGAUGCUACUGAGGAGGAUGAGAGUGCCCUGAAUGCAGUCAGCCACCAAGCAGAGUUCUCUCAGGAAGGUCCUUAUGUCCUGGGGAAGCACACCGUCAGUGAGGAAUGGGCUGGCAAGAGUGACAGACAGGACAGCAGCCAGCAAGACAGCAAGCAGCAUGACCAGAGCAUGGAAAACAACAGUCUUCAGAAAUCCGAUAGCCAUGAGACAAAAGGGGAUGAUAGCAAGGCUGAUGUCAGAGCGGAUAGCCACCAGAGCAUGGAAAGCAAGGAGAGCCAGGUCCAGGUUCCAGCCGAGGUCCCUGACGAUAACAGCAAUCAAACGCUGGAGAGUGCUGAGGAUGCUCAAGACCACCACAGCAUCGAAAAUAACGAAGUCACCAUUUAAAGGGAGACAUACAUAACGUUUCCCUUCUUUCUCAGUUCCUAAGGGAAACGGGAGUAGCUGCAUUUCGGGUAACUUUGUAAACGUAGAGUGUGCGUGGUGACUUUCUGGGUUUGGGGUAACUUCUUCACCGGCAGUGCCACCGCUCUGGGGGCACAGUGAGCAUUACCUCUCAGGCAUGCUGCUCUCUGUACUGCCAGCCUGUAUUUUGGUGCAACUGGAUUGAAAUAAAAACACAAAACCCU